UUUUUUUUACAUUGAUAAAAAUGCUUAACUAUGCUACCGUUGAUGAGACAUAAUUAUUAAUAAUAUUAAAUAUGCCAUGGUCACCUUACAUUCCCAAUUAAUUAUGAAUUGAAUUGUAAUUGAUAUUGAAUCAUCAUUGCCAUGUCAAUCUCAUAUUCUUGACCAUGCAACUACACUAACAAGGUCCUUUAUAUAUAACACUGAUGUAGUGUAAAUCUUUCUUAAAAUUCAUCUUCAUGAUUUUGGUCUACCAUGACAAUGCGAGGACUAGAAGGAGAUGAUCUCAAACGAUCCUUGAAGGAACUCAUUAUUAGCUGGGAACCUAUUAUUCGAGACACUGAAUCAUUUGAUCAGGCUGAAGACAGACUUGUUCAUUUGGAAGAAAAUGAUGAAAACUUUCACAAACAUGAUUUUGUAAAAGCACUGAAAAGAAAGUUAGAGGAAAUUCUAAGUCCUCUUAUAGAGGAAGAACCUGAAAGAAAUUCUAUGGCAGGUCACAUUGAUAGUCAUGAAAGUCAAGUGAAUAGUUUUAUUGAUCGUAUCAUUGAAUCUAAGGAAUUCACAGAUUUCAAAUUAAAACUGGGUAAAAAUAUGAAUGAUGCUGUGGAAACUCUCUUAGCCAGCUUUAAUGAAAGUUUUAACAUUGGUAGACUGAGUGGAGAUGCUGAAGGAGUGGAUCCACUAAAGACCCCAAUGAUCACAGACGAUGAGGAGGUAUCAUCAUUUAAUAGCUUAUAUGAUCAGGGGAGUGUAAUGCUGUUUAACCAAGACUAUUUGAAAACCAUUGCUGAAAAUCUUUCCAAAACCAAAAACCCAUCUGUGAGAAAAGAAGCAAUGCAAAAACUGAAUCAGUUAAUAUCAGGCGAAAUUGUGCACAACAAAUACUGGGUGCAGCUCAGAAAAAAUCUGUUGGACAUACUUGCUGACCCAGAUGAACAAAUCUCAGAGCUGAGUUUUAAGUUUAUUGCCAAGUCAUUUAGUCAUGCCUCACACUAUACAAGUCAGGUUUAUGUUUUACUUGCUGAUUUUUUAAACACUCAGUUUAAGUCAACUAGUAUGAACUUUGUUAGCAAAGGGCUAGACUUCACUAAUAAAUUUACAGUCAAGCUCCUCAAGGCUUUUCGUUUGAUGGUUGAGUUCCAACAGGAAGCACCAAAUUAUUGGGUACGUUAUCCCUUGACGUACAUGGAUGAAAUUGUUCAGAGCACUCUUAACUUGAUAACACUUCAACCAGCUCCAUCACAACAGAGUAGAUUAAUGCCCUUGCAUUUUGUUGCUGUCUUGGACCCAAAAGCUCUCUGGUUUACUAAAUGGAUGCAUGGCAAUUACUGCAGAAGUGAAUUGUUAAAACAUUUGAAGCAAUAUAAAGUUAUUGUGGAAACAUCAGUCAAAUAUUGCAUGGGAUUUUCAAAUACACAUAGAGUCUCACAUGAAAGUUUAUCUCAGAUUUCUGAAGAGUUCUCUAAAAUAUCAAUUAAGGAAGAAGACAAGAGACUCUACUACACUGGGGCGGAGCUGGAGUACAUCCUAUUGAUGCACUCCUUGCACUUCAUUGGUUGUCUCUUGUUGUAUGAAAAAGGGAGAGCACUGUUUCCAAUCAAACUCAAAGAUAGACAAGCUCCUGUGAGUGUUUUCCAGCUGCUAAAAGCUCUUGUUCCUCUAAUCAGAGAGACAGGGGAGAUUGCAACCAACAAAAAAUCUAAUGCCUACAGGAUAUCAUCUCUGGUUACAGAGGUUCUCAAAUCACUGUGUUCAACUGAAACCAUCUGCUCUAUUUGUUUUUGUAAGGAUGAAAUAAUGCAAGAACUUCUCAGCCCUGUGGAACAGUAUUUAGAUGAGGCUCCAGAUCAACUUCCAAGUGAGACUACUCUGCUUCAUAUUGCUGACAUUCUCUGUGUCAUAGCCACAUCCACUAAUGGCAGACGCCAACUUCUUUAUGGGGAAGGAAAGGAACUACUUUCUGAAAACAAAUCAUCCUCUUCAGCUCACUUGAUAGCAAAGUUUACAAGGAAAGCACUUCUCAAUAAAUUCUCUAACUCUUCAUUGGCUCCUUCCAAUGCCGUCACUGGAGCUUAUCUUUAUGUUUGUCGGCAGUUGUACAAUACCUGUGAAGGCCUUUUUUUGUUAUCACAGUAUGAGCUACACAAGUGUAUAGUGGAUGUUUGGAAUAGUUUACAGAAGGAGAAACAAAACACAGCUAGUUCCUUUGGGAAACUUGAUAAAGAGACCUACAUGGAUUUAUGGAGCGCAACUUUACAAGACAACUUGCUGAACUUUGCCAGCACAGCUAAAGGGAUAUUACUCUUACAUCAGACUGGAGCUUUUAAUGAAUGUGUUCGUUAUAUGUAUUCAAGAUAUGAGAAAAAAUUGCAAGUGAGUAAGUGUGAAAAGUUUGGCUAUGGUGUAAUGGUGACUCAAGUAGCUGCCACAGCAGCAGGCAUUCAAGCUUUACAGAGCACAGGUUAUAUCAAGGCUCUGUUGGUGGAACUUUGGUCAUCUCUAGAAUGUGGACCUCAGGAUGUCCCUGUGUUUACACCAAAGUCUUGGCCUAUUGAUCCAGUGGAUAGGAGCUCACAGAAGCAUUUUGUCAGGUUGGUCAACAUUCUCUCUGCAUUUCCAGCUGUAUAUGAACUAUUGAAAGGGGAACCACUGCCAUCUAAAGAAGUGUAUAGUUUGAGAGAGAUUCCAGAGUCCAUAAUGGCUUUGAUAGAUAGACUGAUUAUUGUAGAUUCAUCAGCCAAAAUUCACUCUUUGUUCAACUAUGAACAGUCUCACACGUUUGGGUUGAGAUUGCUGUCUGUCAUGGUAUCCUGCCUAGACACAUUUCUUCUCAUAGAGUCACAGUACAAGUUUCAAGAGUUUUUACUUCAGGAACAAGAAAUGAAUAGAGUAGAAGAAAGUGACUUCAUCAUAGUUGAUGUACUAUCACUUGAAAGAAACUACAUAUUAGUGAAAACCUUUUUGAUUGGUGGACCUUCAGAAAGAACAUUACCACUAAGGUCUUUAGAAAAUGACAGAACAGAGAUUGUAAAGCCUCCAGCACUAUUUUCUUCUUACCCCAUCCCCAAAGAGUAUCAACCAAAUAUUGCUGGAAGAGCUGCAGGAAGACAAGACAAUGAGCUCAGUAAAUUUCUGAGUUCUCCAAAAGCAGACAAAAAACCUAAAGUCUGGCUGGAUAAAUGUCGAGAUUUAUUUGUCAAAACUUUAGUUGCUGGGUCUGAACAUUCUAAAGGAAACACACUGGUUCAUGUUAUGGAACAGGUGGUUGAUUGUCAAAGCCAUAUGCAAGAAGAAGCUGUUUUUCAUUUGUUUGAUUUCACUGGUACUGAAAGUGCAAUAAAAAACUACAAGCUGUCUCCCUUACAAACUUUAGGCAUUAAAGUGGCUAUCAGAUAUGGAAUCCACUUAAAGGUGAUCAGCGCCAGUUCAGAGUCAACAGAAAACUUGACCAGGUUAAUGAAGUUGACGGGAUGUUUCUUGAAACAACAGAUGAAGUCUUUGAAAUCAUCUCUACGUUUCCUAGAAGGAACCUACCCUGGAUUUGAUUGGUUUACAGCAACAAUAUUUCUCAUGUACAAUGGGAACACAGAGAAGGCUUGGCACUUUUUACACCAUUUGUCUGCCCUUGGCACUUCUGGUUACAUUUGGAUGGCCAGGCUCCAUGCUGCUCUUCUCCCCAAUAAUAUUUUGUCCAGUGGGAUGUCCCCUUUGUUCUCCAGCACUGCCCACAAUAUUGAGUUGUUACUUCAGACAGAGCUGCCUCUUGUUGUCUCAGCCUUUAAAAUGUCUGGAUAUACACCCUCUCAGAUCUGCAUGCACUGGCUAACUCAGUGUUUCUGGAACUACCUGGACUGGUUGGAUAUCAUGCACUAUGUGGUCAUCUGUGUGGUACUGGGUGUGGAUUACCAAAUUUACCUGUGUGUGGCCAUCCUAAAACAUUUACAGGAAAAUAUACUGUCACACAUGCAAGAUCAAGACUUGGUCAUUUUUCUAAUGGAGGAACCAAUAAAAAAUUUCCAUCCUAUUGAUGAGAUCAAAUACAUGAAGCAGCUUGAAAAGAAAUAUAGGAAAAUUGUUUUGCCAGAUAUGAUGAAUAUCAGUAAACCAUAACAAGACCAGACUGAACUUAUCAAUGCUACAAACUACUGAUGACAAAAACAUUGAAGUACAAUGUUAACAUUUUUUCUAAUGUACCAUUUUUUGUUGUUGUACAAUUUGUGUCAAAAUUUCUCUUGUAAAAUUUCCACAUGUUCAAAUGAAUUUAAUGAAUUGUUCCAAAUGAUUUUUUUUUUGAUGUACACUUGAAUGCCAGGCAGCAUAUGAUCAAAUAAUUGUUUUUCUUGUUAAAAUUUUGUACAAGUUUUUAUUUAAAAAUCUGUGGUACCUCACUUAAUGCUUUGUUGAUGACUCCGUCCCAUAUUUACUGUGUCUUUAUUGAAAGUCUAUUAUUUAAUUUAUCUUUAUUAUCUAAGUUUAUUUAAAUUGUAUUUUCAAGAAGUGUUUCUACAACAAUUAAUUAAGAAAAUAAAACAAAAAGCAUCUACUGAGAAAAUCCAUCAUACUUAACAAAUAAUCAACAAGUCUCUGGAUAAUGUUCUUGUUUGAGAAAAAUCAAGUUUGGCAAUUUCAAUCUGAUUAGGAAGGGGUGGCGGAUGGGUUACUGUACAGUAUAGUAAUUGAUGUUGAUUCACUUCAAUAAUUAUUAAGUUAGCUAUUUUUUGUGUAACAUUUUUGGACAACUAAAAAUCAUCAAUGAAGAGUUUUUUUAACUUUAUGUUGUCCGAUUUUCAAUUUCUACCAGUUUUUGUUGUAUUAAUUCUAAAAUCUCUUUGUUCAAGUUAUUAAAUAAAAUCACUUCUUUGUACAAUG
Biomphalaria glabrata is the source of this 4869-nucleotide messenger RNA. RefSeq names its product protein broad-minded-like. Lineage: Eukaryota; Metazoa; Mollusca; Gastropoda; Planorbidae. The transcript has 33 exons. The record is from RefSeq and is a predicted model, not a curated record. Bases 253 to 4110 code for a protein of 1285 amino acids. Gene Ontology annotation, biological process: non-motile cilium assembly.